Messenger RNA from Knipowitschia caucasica, 396 nucleotides. The record is from the annotation of a GenBank genome assembly. NCBI's taxonomy places the organism in Eukaryota, Metazoa, Chordata, Actinopteri, Gobiiformes, Gobiidae.
AUGGAUGAUGACAAUACGAGCCAGACCGAGCCAGGCCGAGCCACGCAGGGCCAGACCGAGCCAGGCUGGGCCACGCAGAGCCAGGCCGAGACACGCAGAUCCAGGGCGAGACAAGCAGAGCCAGAACGAGACACCGAGCCACGCAGCCAGACCAAGCCACGCAGAGCCAUACCAAGCCAGGCCAAGACACGCAGAGCCAUACCGAGCCAGCCUGGGCCACGCAGAGCCAUACCAAGACACCCAGAGCCAGACCGAGCCAUCCCGAGACAUGCAGAGCCAGACCGAGCCAUCCCGAGACAUAAAGAGCCAGACCGAGCCACCCAGAGCCACGCAGAGCCAUACCGAGCCAGACUGGGCCACGCAGAGCCAUACCAAGACACGCAGAGCCAGACCUGA